Molecule: messenger RNA, 1104 nt
Organism: Didymodactylos carnosus
Lineage: Eukaryota; Metazoa; Rotifera; Eurotatoria; Philodinida; Philodinidae
Source: the annotation of a GenBank genome assembly
AUGCUGGCAAAAUUUGCUCGUUUACCCUCCACGUCCUUAUUCCGUCAAUUUUCAACAAGCACUAUCGUAUUUCAACAAUCUCAUGCUGGUGCCUCAUCAACUACACAGCAGUCAAGCGGCUCGGGUUCUGGAAAAGAUCAACGUCAAGGACAACAGGGAGAGAAAAACGUCACUGAUAAAGUGAAGGAGGGUGUGAAAGACGUUGUGCACAAAGCUAAAGAUAUAUUAAGCGGGGACAGUGAUGGAGGAGAUCGAAGUGGUAGCGAUAGUAAAAAAGGUGGUAAUGUAGUGAAAAUGUCAUCUGAACCAGCGUCGGCGUAUUCGUCAUAUCCCGAUUUUUCUCGGCGAUUUGGUCCAACUGUUAUUGAUGGUGUUCGUGAAGGUAUAGAGAAUAUUCAAUGGCGUAAAGAAUGGCAAGGAAAACGAUUACUUCCACAUGAUCAAUGGCCUGAACGUGAUUUAGUUAAUUAUCCUCCGUAUCAUGUUAAAGAUGCACCGUCGAAAGUUCGUUGGGGUUUCGUUCCAGACUCAUGGUUUACAUUUUUCUAUGAGAAAACAGGUGUCACAGGACCCUAUAUAUUCUUAACAGGUGUACUCAUACAUGGUUUUUCGAAAGAAUGGAUUGUUUUGUGGUAUGAUUUUAACGAAUAUUUAGCAUUAGCAGUGGUCGCAGUUGUUCUCAUGAAAAAACUUGGUCCAUUUUUAGCUGAUUUCAGUUCAUCUAUAACACAAAAAGAGGUCGAUAUAAUUGUGAAGGGUACUCAACAACAAAAAGCUCUAACCGGUUUGGCUAUAUCCAUUUAUGAACAACAAAUUGAAAAUGCAAAAUCGAUUGAUCUAGCUACCGAAGCAAGAAAAGAAAUUCUAAAUAUGCAAUUAGAAAUUAUUUAUAGAGAAAGAAUGAAACAGAUGUAUGAUGGAGUGAAGCGACGACUAGACUAUCAAAUUGCAUUACAAAAUGCUCGUAAAGAUUUUGAGCGUACAAAUAUGAUUAAUUGGAUAACGAGUGAAGUACGAAAAGCCAUAACACAAAAGCAAGAACAAGAUAUGGUACAACAAUGUUUACAAGCAUUAAAACAAAUGGCGACCAACACCCGACAAUAA